Scutellospora calospora is the source of this 438-nucleotide messenger RNA. The record is from the annotation of a GenBank genome assembly. NCBI's taxonomy places the organism in Eukaryota, Fungi, Glomeromycota, Glomeromycetes, Diversisporales, Gigasporaceae.
CCUUGCGAAACAACAAUUGCAAUUUGUUCAUUGAUAUUUGGAGGUGUUCUCGAACGUUAUCCUAAUCUUAAAGUAUCAUUUGCUCAUGGAGGUGGCUCUUUUCCAGGAACCAUAGGACGUAUUGUACAUGGUUUCAAUGUUCGACCUGAUUUAUGUGCUACAAAGAUAAAAAAAAGUCCUUUAGAAUACAUUAAUCGUAUUUAUGUUGAUUCACUCGUACAUGAUGAGGAUACACUUCAAUUUCUAAUUAAAAAGAUAGGUAUUAAUAAAAUAAUGUUAGGUAGCGAUUACCCUUUUCCACUUGGUGAACAUCACCCUGGAAAGUUGAUUGAAGAAUGUGAUUGGUUAAGUGAUGAAGAUAAAGAAAAAUUGUUAAGUGGAAAUGUUUUGAAAUUUCUAGGAAUAGAACAUAAGAAAGAAAUGUAUCUUAGAAAGUAA